CUCAGUGCGUCGGCGAACAGACGACACAACUUGUUUCCCUCCGCUCUCUGUGUAUCGGCUACUACUUGCUGUCUCCUCGCACAUACAGUUGCAUCGCCGGCGGUGAGUGUGGAGUGGGAGGGGAAUCAUUCCUCUCCGUACCCAGUCGCGUUGGUUCUCCUUCAGUGCGCGUUUCUCUCCCUCCCUUCCUUCCUCCCUCCCUCCUCCACGCCUCUUCCUCUCCUCCCUCGGUACAACCUCCCGGUUUUUCAAACGCGAUGACAGUCAAGGCGAACGCGUGAGCGGAUCCCACAGGUGUGUUGCUGCCAACUGAGCCGCGGUUCCUGGAGACACACACGCACACCUGGAAAUUACCAUGUGACUCGGCACCUGGGCGUGGAGAAAGUCCCUGAUAUUCAACCCACAGAGUCUUUUGUUGAGGAGUUGCCCGGGUCGCCUUUCAACAGGAAUUGACAAAUCCAAGUAGCCCGUGUUUCUUACGGAAUAGUGCCUUUCUGAAACCCCUCGCAGGACGCGUGAGGAGAGUAAAAUGUAAACUUGAUCACGGACUUGUUUCUUUUUCUUUUUUUUCUUUUUUGUUUUUUACUAUUUCACCAGAGGGCUCUACCUACAGUAACUGGACUGUUCGCGCUUGUGCAACUACUCUCUUCGCUGUUUUUCCUCCAAGAGCCGGGGCCCUUAAUGAAGCUGGGGGUCAGCAGCAGUGUGCGGCUAAUUGGCCAAGUUUGCCCGGGGCUCUGGCUGCCUGUGAUUGAAGUGUCCAGUGAGGGCCCACUGUGCUGCCGCCGCUGCACCCUGCUCUGUUCCACUCCAACAGCCAAGACGCUCGCUGCACCCCUGUCUGCCUCUCCCUAAGAUGGCAAGCUGGGUCUCCCUCCUCCUCUUUCUCUUCUGCCGAUCAGUCUCACGAGCCCAGGAGGAGAGCAGCACCAUCCUGGAGUUCACUUCUGAUACCCUCAUCAACAAUGUGGUCCAGGACCCCCAGACCGGUCGCAUCUACCUGGGGGCAAUCAACACUGUCUAUCAGCUGGGAUCGAAUCUCAAGCUGCAGGCUCGUGCUGAAACAGGCCCCAGAGAGGACGCUCGGACCUGUACGCCUCCUGCCUCUGCCUGCCAGGACACAGUGCUAAUGCCCAACCUCAACAAGCUCCUGCUGGUCCAUCCAUCUAACGGUUCGCUCAUAGUCUGUGGCAGCCGCUACCGAGGCAUCUGCUCCCUCCUCAACCUGACCAAUGUGGAGCAACAGCUGUAUUACAGUGACAGUAAAGGAGAGAGGACUUAUGUGGCUAGCAUAGAAGAUAGCGUGAACGUGGUGGGCGUCAUGUCCACCUACUCAAAAGAAAGGCAAACCUUCAGUGUUUUUCUUGUUGGGAAGGGCUACGGAAGCCUGGACAGUGCGAAACUCAUCAGCACACGAAUCCUUCAGGACUUCCGUGACUGGGUCGUGUUUGAGAACAUCAUUGAGGCAUCCGCAGUACAGACGACACCGUUUGUUCCCAAGUACCUGCAUGACUUCCGCCUUGCCUUCAAAGAGGAUGGUUUUAUUUAUUUCCUCUUUUCAAGGACACUCGAUGGUACGGAUAUUAAAAACCUGACCUUUGUGUCUCGACUUUGCGAAGAAGACCAACAUUACUACUCCCACACGGAGCUCCAGUUAAGCUGCGGCCAUGAAAACCGAUACAACAAAGUCAAGGCUGCAUAUGUGGCCUCUCCAGGAAAGGAGCUUGCGGGGAUCAUGACUGAAUCAGGUUUGUAUGGGAACGUUGUCCCCUGGAGCAAAGUUCUGUUCAUGGUGGCCAGUCCAGACGAAGACAUCAGUGAAUCCGCUCUUUGCAUGUACCCACUCAACUCCAUCAAUGAGCGGCUGGUGGACAUCAUCAGCGCCUGCUACAGUGACUCUGGGAAAAUUUCUGGGGUUCCUGCUGUGGGCAUCCCCUAUUCAUCCAAAACUGAUGAAUUCUGCACAUCCAACCUUCCGAAAGAUACACUGAAAUCCAACAAGUGUGGUGGUGACUUUCUGCCUUCCCCUCUGGCCAGCAAGCCGGACUUUGCCUUGAAGGCAAAAGCGGAGUGGACCAGGUCGGGCCUUCUGACCGCUGUGGCUGUCGCUGUGGAGAAUGAUCACACCAUCGCCUUCUUGGGGAACACGCAGGGGGAGGUCUUCAAGGUGCACAUGACCGGAGAACCAUACAUGUACGGUAAGGCUCCUGGCGACACCAUGGGAGAGAAGGUCAACAAGAACCUUUUCUUUGACCUCAGUCAAAGCCAUCUCUACAUUACCACAGAGAAAAAGAUCACCAAGGUGCCGGUGCAGACGUGCCUCGAACAGAAAGACUGCCAAUCAUGUGUGGAACUGAGGGACCCUUACUGUGGCUGGUGUGUCCUGGAGGGCAGGUGUACCAGGAGGUCUGAUUGCCGACGGGCAGAGGAGAAGAAUGGCUGGCUGUGGAGCCCUAGGCAGCAGUGUGUCAAGAUCGUCUCCCUCUAUCCCCCGAACCUUUCCUGUAAAAAGACUCAGAAGGUUAAGAUCAACAUCCCCUCCCUUCCUGCAAUCGGGCCGUCUGAUCGUCUGCUCUGCUCCAUCGAGACUUUUAAGAGUGUUGGCACCAUGUCUGACUCCGGUCAGGUCUCCUGUGAUCUACCCAGCCCUUCAAUUAUACCGCACACACCUGAGGGCCAAGACUUUGUGGCUGUGGCCAUCAAGGUUCUGGUCAACGAGACAGUGGAGCUGGCCACGCGGGAGUUCAAGUUCUAUAAUUGUGCUGCCACAGUGAGGAAAUCAGAAAACACACCGUGCAUGUCAUGUGUGGCCAGUUCGUGGGGCUGUCAGUGGAACACACUUGAUCACACCUGCAGCGACAUGGACGACAGCAUAGGAGGUAUAUACAUCAUCAAGCACCGUCAGAGAGCAAAGUGUCCUCAGUUUGAGAAUCCAGAUCCUGUGCUGAUCCCCGUGGGCUACAAGAUGAGUAUCAGCUUCGAGGGGAUCAAUUUGGACCUCUACAAGGAUCGUGUUUUCACCAUCGGCACUGAACUGAUGAGAAAUGUGGAAGAGGACGUAAACUUCGAGAGCGGGCCGUUCUACACCUUCAGCGGCUUCAAUUUUUCUUACGACAAGUCACCGGAGACCAAUGUGCUCUUCUACGUGAAGGACAAGGAGUCAGGCAGGAAGAUGGACAGCACGCUGAACGUCACCCUGUAUAACUGCUCCAUAGGGAGGGAGGACUGUAGUCUCUGUAAGAACUCAGACCAAAAGUAUAACUGUGUGUGGUGCGCCAAGCAGAAGGCAUGUGUGUACAAGAAUCUGUGCACCCCUGACCAGCCAGGGUCCGAGGAUCAUGACAACACCGAGUGCCCCGACCCCCAGAUUACCGAUAUCAUCCCACGUUUCGGCCCCCUGCUGGGAGGAAUCUCCAUCACCAUCCGGGGCUCCAACCUUGGUAUCCACAAGGAAGACAUCAAAAGCAUCACAGUAGUCAGGGAGCCCUGUAUCCAUCAGGAGGAGAAGUACUCUGUUUCCACGAGCGUGGUGUGUGAGAUCGGCCCCGUCAACCCUCUGAACAGUGACUGGGGCCAGGUGGAGGUAGAGGUGCAGGGAGGAAAACGAGGAACCUCCUCCAUGUACUUCACCUACAGGGACCCAUUUCCCGAUAAAGUGGAACCCUCUAAAGGUCCAAAAGCUGGGGGCACCCUCAUUACAAUUUCUGGACGAAAUCUGGACACCGGCAGUAAGGAUGAUGUCCAGGUUACAAUCGGAGGGGUGGACUGCACUGUGGAGAAGUUCGGAGCAGAGAUCACCUGCAGGACAGGAGAAUACCGAGCAGAUAAGGUGCCCUCCGACCGUCAAACCGUCAUAGUGAAGUAUGGAACGAAAACCACGAAAACCAUCCCAGGUGCCUUCCAGUUCUUGGAAAAUCCCACCGUGAUGGACCACAACCCCAAAGGAAGCUUUGUCUGUGGAGGGAGGAACAUUGAGGUGACCGGCUCGGGGUUUGAACUCAUUCAGACUGCAGUCCUGAAGGUUGAAGGAGGCAACUCGGAAGCUUUUGAGACCGCCUACCAGAAGAAUGACACAUCCAUCAAGUUUCGGUCUCCAACAGUAAACAUCUCCUCGACCCAUCUCCUGAAAACCUACGUCAAGCUGGACAACUACGUGAAGGAGCUGAAGCCCUUCGACUACCACCCUGACCCCAGCUUCAAUCAGCUGAACAAGAGGGUCAUCACGGAGGCCAGCAUCAUCAUCGUCACUGGUCGAGGAUUCUCCAAAGCUAUGACAGCCAAAGAGGCUCAAGCAUUUGUGGGCAAUGUUCAAUGUGUGGUCAACACGCUUCAGGAUGACAAGCUGUUUCUGGACCCGCCUUCCACCACGCCAAGCGCUCGCUCCAGACGACACCGCAGGGACACCCGGCCUGAGCUGCUGGACUUAACGAUCAUGUUUGGGAAAGGGGAGUGGGUGGUUGGCUCAGUGCAGUAUGAGAAGAAGAAUGAUUUGUCACUCUACAUCAUCAUCCCUGCUGUCAUUGUGCCUAUGUUGCUCAUCAUCGCUAUAUCCGUCUACUGCUACAGGAGAAAGAGUCAGCAAGCAGAGAGGGAGUACGAGAAGGUGAAACAUCAGCUUGAGAAUCUGGAGGAGAGCGUACGAGACCGCUGCAAAAAGGAAUUCACAGACUUGAUGAUCGAGAUGGAGGAUCACACCAAUGAGCUGAGUGAGGGACGGAUCCCCUUCCUUGACUACAAAACCUACACCGACCGCGUCUUCUUCCUGCCCUCUAAGGAUGGUGCCAAUGAUGUCAUGAUCACAGGAAAGCUCGACAUCCCAGAGUCUCGACGGGCCACUGUGACCCAGGCACUGAACCAGUUCUCCAACCUCCUGAACUCCAAGACCUUCCUCAUUAAUUUUAUCCGUACCCUGGAGCGCAGUCAUGACUUCAACGCCAGGGCCAAGGUGUACUUUGCCUCCCUGCUGACGGUGGCUCUGCACGGGAAACUGGAAUACUACACCGACAUUAUGAGAACGCUGCUGCUGGAGCUGAUGGAGGAAUACGUCCACAGCAAGAACCCGAAACUCAUGCUGCGCAGGUCAGAGACAGUGGUGGAAAGGAUGCUGUGUAACUGGAUGUCCAUCUGUCUCUACCAGUUUUUGAAGGACUCUGCAGGCGAGCCCUUGUACAAACUGUUCCGAGCCAUCAAGCACCAGAUCGAGAAGGGGCCCGUUGACGCCAGAGUGAAGAAAGCCAAGUACACCCUCAACGACACGGGCCUGUUGGGCGACGAUGUAGAGUACUCCGUCCUGACCCUGCAAGUGCUGGUGCAGGGCGAGGGUCCGGAUGUGACGCCCGUCAAGGUGCUGAGCUGUGACACCAUCUCUCAGGUGAAAGAGAAGAUCAUAGAGCAGGUGUACAGGAACCUGCCAUACUCGCAGCGGCCCAAGGUCGACAUUGUCACACUGGAGUGGCGUCCAGGCUCAACAGGGCAGAUUCUAUCAGAUCUGGACCUGACUUCCCAGAAAGAGGGCAGGUGGAAACGCAUCAACACUCUGGCACACUACAACGUGCGAGAUAACGCCACAUUAGUCUUAUCCAGAGUGCUUCACACACAGCACAACUACGACCAGAACCAGGAAAACCACGAAGAGCGGAAUGCUCUGUUGGAAGAUGACAAGGUGUUUCACUUGGUGAGGCCGGCAGACGAACUGGAUGAGAUCAAAUCUAAACGAGGAAGUAUAAAGGACAAGUCGAUGACCAAAGCCAUUACAGAGAUCUAUUUAACACGACUCCUUUCUGUCAAGGGAACACUGCAGCAGUUUGUGGAUGACUUUUUCCGCAGCGUGCUGUGCUCUGGGGCAGUGGUGCCACCGGCUGUCAAAUAUUUCUUUGACUUCCUGGAUGAGCAGGCGCUGAAACACAACAAUGUGGAUGAGGAGACCAUCCAUAUCUGGAAGACUAAUAGCCUUCCUCUGCGGUUCUGGGUGAACAUCCUUAAGAAUCCCCACUUCACCUUCGACGUCCAUGUGUCUGAGGUGGUGGACGCCUCGCUCUCUGUCAUCGCCCAGACCUUUAUGGAUGCCUGUACCAAGAGCGAACACAAACUCAGCCGGGACUCUCCAAGUAACAAACUACUCUAUGCAAAGGAGAUCUCCACCUAUAAGAAGAUGGUGGACGAUUACUACAAGGGCAUCAGGCAGAUGGUUCCCGUCAGUGAUCAGGACAUGAACACUCAUCUGGCAGAGGUUUCACGGUCUCACACAGACAAACUGAACACACAAGUGGCUCUCCAUCAGCUUUACCAGUACGCCAGCAAAUACUAUGACGGGAUCAUCGCAUCCCUAGACGAGGACCCAGCUGCCCAGAGUAAACAGCUGACCCUGCGGCUCCAGCAGAUAGCAGCCGCCCUGGAAAACAAAGUGACUGAUCUCUAACCCACCGAGCGGAGGGAGGGAGGGAGGGAGGGGAAUGGUAGGAGACUGCCAGUGACUACAGGGGCUUAUUUCCUUUUUUUUUUUUCUUUCUUUCUUUUUUUUUUUUUUUUCCGAGAAUAAAACAUGGAAAUAAGGAGAGGUGAGAAGGGACUAGUGGGUGUGUAUAUUGUACAACUCUGGCCCUGGGACAACUUUCUGUACUGUGGAGUAACAGGGACUAAUGAAAUGCAGAUAGAGAGCAAAAAGGGGAAGAAAGUGAUGGGUUACACUGUCAUAGGUACGCCUUAAAGCUCACUUGCCAAACCUUAAAGGUCUGCGCGCUCACUCAUGCUUCACUGAAUAUUGCUCCCACAAUGCAGUGCGGUAGACCUCGCUCUGAGAAUUAAGCCCCUCCGUGGAGCACUGGCACAGGCGAUAAUCAGAUGUUCAAUUUCUUUCUGUCUAGAAAAGGUUUUAAGAAUUGUAUUAUAUAUUUUUUUUAUUGUGCAGUCUUUAUGCGGAAAGCUUUAUAAGGAAAAAAAAUAUCUUUUUAAAUGGAUCACCUUGUGGUGCGGAUAGUGUUUUUAUUAGCCUGUGUGUGCGUAGAUGUCAGUGUGAAGUCCAACAUGUGAAUAAGAGCGUGCGUUGCUGAACUCGAGUGUGUGUGAAUGUGUGGGAAUGUGUGUGCACACACAGGAUGCCUACUGUCAGGCGUGAGGGCGAAGGGACGCCUGCUUUCUGUCAUUUGAACCCCCCCCCCCCAAAACCCAGUGACACACUGGAGCCUGCGCUCUCACCGAGCUUUUUGACAGAGACCAAAGGGUCCUCACAAGGGCACCGGUUAAUCUAGCAAUGUACAGGCUCAUAUGAUUGACAGGUCACCAGUAGUUUGAGAAACGUUUGAGUUAAAUUUUUUUGCUUUUGACUCAGAUUUGCUUCAAGCUGGAUUGCCAUUUGUGCUCAUGGAAAUCGAUUAUAGCACAGUCUGUCUCCCUUUAUUGUACAGUGCCAUGAAACAUUCCACUUCAACUAAAGCACAGAAGGACAUUUCAAAAAGUUUUUCUUAAAGACAUUUCAAUUAAUGACCGUUUCUGGAAAUUUUCUUUGCUACGAAACUUUCUUUCUAAGUGUCAGCAAGAAGCAACUGUACUCUGCCAUGGAGCCAUGUCACUCAUAUUAGCCCUGCAAUAAUGUCAGAACACCACGAGCCACAAACGACAGUCACAUUAGCUCACUAAAUGUAUUCACAUACAGUAGCAAUUCAGCAAUAUGUUAGAGAGAUUUUCCAAAUGGAUUCAUGCAUUGUUAGUGUUCAUGAUUUUUAGUGCCAUUUCUUUUAGUAUUACUUUUGUAAUGUUCCAAAUAGUCAUCAAGCAUUCUGCCUCUAAAGCUAUGAAAUAGCCUAUUGCCGACGUUAAUUACCUGCUAGAGAUGCAGUUGGUACUUAAAUGGUAUGUUUUUGAACAAAUUACAGUGGUUUUAGCCUUUUGUGUGAUGUUGGGCAGGUCACAUUCAAUCAUGUACAUAAUUGUUAUAGUAAUUGAAAUGUUGAUUUGCCAGUGUCAGAGCCGAGGUGUUGACAGGGUAGGAAUGAGGGUUUGAUAUUUCUCGGGCCAUUAAACGCCACCACGCUUCAUCCCUAAAUUGUAGGUUUUUGCUGUUGACAGAUGAUUUAAUUGUACUCCCUGUAUCUGAUCAUGGAUGUGUGUAGUUGACAGAGCAUAACGAGCUCCAGAGACCCCAGAAUGUUAACGAUUCCUGCCUUGGCUAGAGAGAGGUUUGCACAGACCUCGAGCCUGCCUGCCUGCCUGCUGUCUCAGCAUGGCACCCUGGCAUCCCGACCAACAGCACUUGGCACUGCCCACUCGGCGCAGUGCAGAGUGGCACUCUGUAUAAUGGAAUCAGCAGGGGAGGCUUUUGAUCUUAAUUGCAUGCCGACUGCAGACUCCAUCCUUGUCUCCGCUGUUGUUUACUGCUGACUCCUCUCUCACUGACAGAGUUGAUGCAAGAAGCUUAUUUCAGAGCCUUUCUUUAACCAAACAUGUGCCUUAUUGAAUAGGAUGAUACAUAUAUAUAUUGUUUCUAAAUUAUUCUAUUGGUAACCUAGGUGAUUAUGAUGACGAUAGUGCUAUAGACACAGCAAUGUAUUUGGACUUGUGAUAUUAUGUGUGCUGUCUAAAAUGCUAGAUGCCCUGCUGCAGCCAUUUGCGUGCCAAUAGGCUGAAGACAUUUCAGUAUGAUUUCUUUUAUGGUUGCAGUUUUGAUGUGUGCAUUUCCUUUGGGUGUCUGUGGCGUGUGCUUAGUAGGACUUUGGUGGCUACGGCAAAAGGCCAAAAUGAGUAAAUGUAAAACAAUGUGGCCAAUGUGAUUUGGGUUUCCCUUGAAAAUGUCUGGCAUUCCUAAAUUAGUCUGAAAUCAAAAGGGUGUUCUUCUGUAGAUUGAAUAUAGCGCAAAAUUGUUCCUACGGUGUUGAUUUUUUUUGCCCUGUGUUUCUAAGCUAUUCCACAGUGUGUACGAUAAAUGACUAUCUAUACUCGACAAAUGACUUUUCUUACUGCUGUGCAGUUAUUAUUUUUAUUUCUUGUUUCCUAUACCAUAUAAAUCUUUGUAAAACAUGUUGAAAUACUGUAUUCUAACUGUAUAAUCCUAUGCAUUGAGUCCUGGGACAAAAAAAGAAAAACAAGAAAAAAAGCUGUUUGUGCAGUUGUCGAGACUUUUUCCAUUUUGAAACUUGUGAAUGUGCUGUAACGAUAUAAGAAACUGGGACACUCCAUUUUCAGUGCAGGACCAUUAAUUAUUGGAAGCCAACGUUUUCCUCCCCAUCCAAGGCAGCUCAGAAGAUUCUCGAUCUUGUACCUGAUCUGUUGUACUGGAUGAACUUAAUUUUACAAAGGUUGUGUGUGGACGGAGCAGUUACCCACAGAUUUCAUCAUACACUCCUCCGUGAAUAAACUCAGAGACAUAUACGCCCUUCA
Messenger RNA from Epinephelus fuscoguttatus (brown-marbled grouper), 9372 nucleotides. It is a transcript of the gene plxnb2b, whose product is annotated as plexin b2b. The record is from RefSeq and is a predicted model, not a curated record. Gene Ontology annotation, molecular function: protein binding; semaphorin receptor activity. Gene Ontology annotation, cellular component: semaphorin receptor complex. The transcript has 37 exons. The coding region runs from base 857 to 6418 and encodes 1853 amino acids. Gene Ontology annotation, biological process: regulation of GTPase activity; regulation of cell shape; semaphorin-plexin signaling pathway involved in axon guidance. NCBI's taxonomy places the organism in Eukaryota, Metazoa, Chordata, Actinopteri, Perciformes, Serranidae.